Lates calcarifer (barramundi perch) is the source of this 2045-nucleotide messenger RNA. RefSeq names its product STIM activating enhance (gene stimate). Gene Ontology annotation, biological process: activation of store-operated calcium channel activity. The coding region runs from base 833 to 1762 and encodes 309 amino acids. The transcript is spliced from 8 exons. Lineage: Eukaryota; Metazoa; Chordata; Actinopteri; Centropomidae. The record is from RefSeq and is a predicted model, not a curated record. Gene Ontology annotation, cellular component: cortical endoplasmic reticulum; membrane. Gene Ontology annotation, molecular function: calcium channel regulator activity.
CAUGAGUGGGCACUGCUGGGCAGGGAAGCAGCUGGAUGUAUGCGGACCGUGACCUGCAAUUAUUCAUCAUAUUUAUUUUUUUUAAUUCGGAGAAGCUGUUUAUACGGGCGGUAAAGUUACGAACGACCAGCGCACCGUUUGGUUUUUUAUUGUCUGUGAAGAAAACACAAGUUUGCCAGCCUGGCAUUGGCUUCAUGUAACUGAAGAGUUAGCUUUGAGGCUAGCUAGGUAGGUGAUGAUAGCGUCUCAGCCGCUGGAUCUCCUCUUUUUUUCCCAUUAUGAACGUUUGUCAUUCGGCAGAAAUUCACUUUUGACCGAUUGACCGGCACUGAACAACACAUUUAAGAUGUGUUACCACACUGGUUCUGUCUGUUUGACUACGAGGUACAGCUGGCGUGUCUGUCACUAAUGUUAGCUCGCACAUCAGAUGAUUCCAGGUCGAUCCAAGAAAGGUUUCCUCUGCUGCACGGACCUUCUGAAACAGAUAUUGUUCAUUAAAUGUUGCGGCGCGGUUUUGAAGCGUUAAGAGGGGGUGAGUUGUAACUACGUCGCACGUCAUUGCAACUUCUAGUAACCCCCUUUGAGAGACUGUUUUACUUCUUAUCUAAUGCUAAAUACAGCCAUGUCUUCAUGGAUGUCUGAGGCAGGAGAAUGAGUACGCGCUUACUAGGAACAGGAUGCCACCAUCUUUCACCGAAGACUGUCCUGCUUAACAUAUUGAUUAGCUGACCAUCAACUGUUGUAGAGGAUUGAAGAGCCUACAGAAUCUCUGCGUGAGAAGCUACUGCCUCCUCGGCUUUAUUAAAUCACUGUCUAUCAACUCAUCUGUCCCAUGGCUGCUGCUGCUGCUGCUGCUGUAAGUGGGGUCAACAUGGCAGGGCCAGGAGGAGCAGGACUGCCCGCUGUGACCUUUACCAACACGUCGGUGUCUUCCAGCCUGACGCCUGGUACUGAUAACCGAGGAUGUGAGAAUGGCGCCCUAAUGGACUCGUUUGGGAUCUUCCUGCAAGGACUUCUUGCCGUGAUGGCUUUUAGCACGCUGAUGUUGAAACGCUUCAGGGAGCCCAAACAUGAGAGGAGACCUUGGAAAAUCUGGUUCCUGGAUACCUCCAAACAGGCCAUAGGCAUGUUGUUCAUCCACUUUGCUAAUGUCUACUUGUCAGACCUCACAGAGGAGGAUCCCUGCUCGCUAUACCUCAUUAACUUCCUGUUAGAUGCUUCUCUGGGCAUGUUGCUGAUCUAUGCUGGGGUGAGAGCUGUCAGUGCUAUUGUGGAGUGGAGGCAGUGGGAUUCUCUGCGUUUCGGAGAAUAUGGAGAGCCAGUGCAGUGCACAGCAUGGUUGGGCCAGUGCAUCCUCUACAUCCUCAUCAUGAUGUUUGAGAAAGUCAUCAUCAUGUUGGUCCUCCUCAUUCCCCAGUGGAAAAAGCUGGCUCUCCUCAACCCCAUAGAGAAUCCCUACCUGGAACUGGCCAUCGUCAUGCUCAUCGUUCCAUUCUUCAUCAACGCCCUGAUGUUCUGGGUGGUAGAUAAUUUUCUAAUGAAGAAACACAGGACAAAAGCAAAGCUGGAGGAGAGAGAGGAAGACUCACGGGGGAACAGCAAGGUGCGCUACAGACGAGCUCUGUCCCAUGAUGACUCAGAGUCAGAGAUCCUUUUCUCAGCAGAUGAUGAAAUGGAUGAGUCAGAUGAAGAUGAUGUUCGUCGGUUAACUGGUCUGAAGACAGUGAAGAAGAAGAAGCUUCGCAUGGGGAUACCUGUUUGACCCGCGUGCCGAGCUAAACCACUACAAUCGAAUUUCCUCUGGUACCUCUUUACCGCACAGGCCCACACACAUUCCCUGCACCUCCACAGACUCUGAUAUCAACCUCUUUUCAAACAUAGGAUAUGGAUGGCAGAAGAAUAUACUGUAAUUGAAAUCCCUUCACUGUUGACUCCUGAAAGACUCCUGCAUAGGCCGUGUCUAACCUGGGAUUUACUUUUAACACACUGGGAAAUAUUUUUUGCAGUUAACCUAGUACUUUGGAUCACUGUUGAAUUUUGACACU